Messenger RNA from Phyllostomus hastatus (greater spear-nosed bat), 8779 nucleotides. It is a transcript of the gene AAK1, whose product is annotated as AP2 associated kinase 1. The transcript has 22 exons. Gene Ontology annotation, biological process: protein phosphorylation. Lineage: Eukaryota; Metazoa; Chordata; Mammalia; Chiroptera; Phyllostomidae. Gene Ontology annotation, molecular function: protein kinase activity; ATP binding. Bases 842 to 4777 code for a protein of 1311 amino acids. The record is from RefSeq and is a predicted model, not a curated record.
UCAUAUUUCCUGAUACCCAGUAUCUGUCCUGCACACACCUUGUCAGUUUCUCGGUUUUAGUCGUGCCUGUAGAUUCUCAGACCGGCCACUGAGUUACUAAGCGUUCUCGCAGUGCAAAGCUCAGAGCUGAAUGCGGAGCCGGUUUUCAAUAACAUCUGGGACCAAAGGAGGCUUUUAAGUUGGGGACAGAAAGGCACUGGUUUCAUUUACGUUAGGGUGUGGUCCUUAUAUCAACUGCCAGCAAAAUUCUUCUGAUCACCAUUGGGCUUCCACCUUCUGCCCAGGCAGGACUGGCUAGGGGGAUAAGCGGUUGCGCUGUGUCCUUCAAGUGUCAAUCUUGACCCAUUUGGAAACCACAAACCCCAGAAUCCCUUGUGCCAGGAGUUCAAGCCGCAAAUAAGAUGGCUCCAGAAGGGUGGAACAUGCCGCAGGGUGGAAACCCGAGUCCCUGGCAGUUUUUUUUUACCGGAUGUAUUCAAAUAACCGAAUCUCCACAAAUGCACCACCCCACUAACCACCUUCGAGGACCGGGGGGCCACCGCCUUGCUGGCUUCUCCAGGACAUCCUGGGAAUUGUAGUACAACCGCUGGGGUGCGCCAAACUACCUCUCCCGAGGUUUAAACUUACACGAAUCGCUCUUUUGAGGAGGAGGGGACCACCACGCAAUUGACGCGCAUAUUCUUAUAGCCAUCCUCCCUCAGCCCCCACCCCCACGGCUGGAUUCGGGUGGCUCCUCUCCGAACUGAAAUCCGAGAAGAAAUCCUUGGAUCUCUUGUUUUCUUAAAAAAAAAAAAAAUCUAGAAGCUGUCGGUAUUUUGCUUUACUGCGUCCUAUUCGCAAGAUGAAGAAGUUUUUUGACUCCCGGCGAGAGCAAGGCAGCUCUGGCCUGGGCUCCGGCUCCAGCGGAGGAGGGGGCAGCACCUCGGGCCUGGGCAGUGGUUACAUCGGAAGGGUCUUUGGCAUUGGGCGACAGCAGGUCACUGUGGACGAAGUGUUGGCAGAAGGUGGAUUUGCUAUCGUGUUUCUGGUGAGGACAAGCAAUGGAAUGAAAUGUGCCUUGAAACGCAUGUUUGUCAACAAUGAGCAUGAUCUCCAGGUGUGCAAGAGAGAAAUCCAGAUAAUGAGGGACUUGUCAGGACACAAGAACAUUGUGGGUUACAUUGAUUCUAGUAUCAACAAUGUGAGUAGUGGUGAUGUAUGGGAAGUGCUCAUUCUGAUGGACUUCUGUAGGGGGGGCCAGGUGGUCAACCUGAUGAACCAGCGCCUGCAAACGGGCUUUACAGAGAAUGAAGUGCUCCAGAUAUUUUGUGACACCUGUGAAGCUGUUGCCCGCCUCCAUCAGUGCAAAACUCCUAUUAUUCACCGUGACCUGAAGGUUGAAAAUAUCCUCUUGCAUGACCGAGGCCACUAUGUCUUGUGUGAUUUUGGAAGCGCCACCAACAAAUUCCAGAAUCCACAAACUGAAGGAGUCAAUGCAGUAGAAGAUGAGAUUAAGAAGUACACAACGCUCUCCUAUCGGGCACCAGAAAUGGUCAACCUGUACAGUGGCAAAAUCAUCACUACAAAGGCAGACAUUUGGGCUCUUGGAUGUUUAUUGUAUAAAUUAUGCUAUUUCACUUUGCCAUUUGGGGAGAGUCAGGUGGCAAUUUGUGAUGGAAACUUCACAAUUCCUGAUAACUCUCGAUAUUCCCAAGACAUGCACUGCUUAAUUAGGUAUAUGUUGGAACCAGACCCCGACAAAAGGCCAGAUAUUUACCAGGUCUCCUACUUCUCAUUUAAACUACUCAAGAAAGAAUGCCCGAUUCCGAAUGUACAGAAUUCUCCCAUUCCUGCAAAGCUUCCUGAACCAGUGAAAGCCAGUGAGGCAGCGGCAAAGAAGACCCAGCCGAAGGCCAGACUGACAGAUCCCAUUCCCACCACAGAGACCUCCAUUGCGCCCCGCCAAAGACCUAAAGCUGGGCAGACUCAGCCGAACCCAGGAAUCCUUCCCAUCCAGCCAGCACUGACACCUCGAAAGAGGGCCACAGUCCAGCCCCCACCUCAGGUUGCAGGAUCCAGCAAUCAGCCUGGUCUUUUAGCCAGUGUUUCCCAACCAAAAACCCAGCCCCCAUCUAGCCAACCUCUACCACAACCGCAGCCCAAGCAACCACCAGCUCCUCCCACCUCACAGCAGACACCUUCCACUCCGUCCCAGGGUCUACCCACUCAGGCCCAGGCAACACCCCAACACCAGCAGCAACUCUUCCUCAAGCAGCAGCAGCAGCAGCAACAGCCGCCACCACCAUCACAGCAGCCAGCAGGCACAUUUUACCAGCAGCAGCAGCAGCAGCAGCAGGCCCAGGCUCAACAGUUUCAGGCAGUACACCCAACAACCCAGCAGCCAGCAGCUGCCCAGUUCCCUGUGGUGCCCCAAGGAAGCUCUCAACAGCAGCUGAUGCAGAACUUCUACCAGCAGCAGCAGCAGCAGCAGCAGCAGCAGCAGCAACAGCCGCUGGUCACAACCCUGCAUCAGCAGCAGCUACUGACUCAGCAGGCUGCCUUGCAGCAGAAGCCCGCAGUGGCAGCAGUACAGCAGCCCCAGGCACAGCCGGCCUCAGGCUCACAGCCGACCCCUGCCCAGGAGCCUGUGCAGAUUCAAGCCUCAGUAAGACAACAGCCAACAGUUCAGACAACCCCGCCUCCUGCCGUCCAAGGACAGAAACUUGGAUCUCUCACUCCUCCAUCGUCCCCCAAGACCCAGCGUGCUGGACACAGGCGGAUUCUCAGUGAUGUGACCCACAGUGCAGUCUUUGGGGUCCCUGCCAGCAAAUCAACCCAGCUGCUCCAGGCAGCUGCAGCUGAGGCCAGUCUCAAUAAGUCCAAGUCUGCAACCACCACUCCAUCAGGCUCUCCUCGGACCUCCCAGCAAAAUGUUUAUAAUCCUUCAGAAGGUUCUACGUGGAAUCCCUUUGAUGAUGACAAUUUCUCCAAACUCACAGCUGAAGAACUGCUAAACAAGGACUUUGCCAAACUUGGGGAAGGCAAACAUCCUGAGAAACUUGGAGGCUCAGCUGAGAGUUUGAUCCCAGGCUUUCAACCAACCCAAAGUGAUGCUUUUGCCGCUUCCUCAUUUUCUGCUGGAACCGCUGAAAAAAAGAAGGGUGGGCAGACUGUGGAUUCUAGUCUCCCACUUCUAAGUGUAUCUGAUCCUUUCAUUCCUCUUCAAGUACCUGACGCACCAGAAAAGCUAAUUGAGGGACUCAAAUCUCCUGACACUUCUCUUCUGCUCCCUGACCUCUUGCCUAUGACAGAUCCUUUUGGUAGCACUUCCGAUGCUGCAAUUGAAAAAGCUGAUGUUGCUGUUGAGAGUCUCAUACCAGGACUGGAGCCCCCGGUGCCCCAGCGCCUCCCAUCUCAGACGGAAUCUGUAACCUCAAACUGCACAGAUUCUCUCACCGGGGAAGAUUCCCUGAUCGAUUGCUCUCUGCUUUCUAACCCUACUACUGACCUUCUGGAAGAGUUUGCCCCCAUAGCAAUCUCUGCUCCAACCCAUAAAGCAGCAGAAGAUAGUAAUCUCAUCUCAGGUUUUGAUGUCCCUGAGGGCUCGGACAAGGUGGCAGAAGAUGAGUUUGACCCUAUUCCUGUAUUGAUAACCAAAAACCCACAAGGUCUCCAGAGAGAGCCCAAUCCAUGUCCUGUAAUAACUGUAGAGCACUUUAAAGAAUCAACUGGUGUUAAAGGCCUUCCCCUGUAUCCAGACCCCUCCAGAGUACCUGACACGAAAACUCAGAACAAUUUAGAAUCUGACUACUUGGCCAGAGAUGGCCCUUCAAGCAACAGCUCAUUCCACAGCAGUGAAGAAGAAGGGACUGACCUCGAGGGGGACAUGCUAGAUUGCAGUGGGUCUCGACCGCUCCUCAUGGAAUCUGAAGAUGAGGACGAGAGCUGCAAGCCUCUGCAGGGGAAGCUGGGAGCAGCCGUUCCAUUCGCUCAGCCAGAAGCCUCUACUGAGCAAGCAAAGGCAGUGCAAGAUGGAAGAAAGAACCAAUUUCAAGCCCUCGUACAACCAGCCACUGAUGGCGUCGGCGAGCCAGAUGUUUUUGCCACGGCCCCCUUCAGGAUUUCAAGGGUUUCGGCUGAUGAGAUGGACAUUUUCUCCAAAGCCCCAUUUGUCUCCAAGGGCAAUGUGGCUCCUUCCCAGCCAGAGGAGGCGGAUGUGUUCUUGAGAGCUCCUUUUACCAAAAAGAAAAGUGUGGAGGAGUUAACAGUCGCCCAGAGCACCUCCCAGGAGAUGCCUGUGCAGGCUGGUCUUCUCAGUCAGACAGAUGACGUCGCUCUGCUCUCGGGCCUUGACAGAGCAGUGUAUGCCUCUGUCCGAUCUCAGUAUUCCAUGGCUGGUUUUGUCCCACAGUCCAGUCUCCCCUCCCAUCCUGUACAAGCAGCAGACCAUCUUGACAGCAUCUCACCCAGGGGAUCCGCCCUGGAAUCUGGGGGCCAUCCUAAUGACAGAAACAAAGGACUUCAGCCCCAGCAAGAAGCUAUCUCAGGCCCCAUGGCUGGCAAACCAUUCCGCCCCCAGUCUUUAUCCAAAUACUCCCGUCACUAUAGCCCAGAAGAUGAGCCAAGUCCUGAAGCCCAGCCCAUUGCUGCCUACAAAAUUGUUUCGCAAACCAACAAGCAGUCCAUAGCUGGCUCUGUUUCCAUCACAUCCCUUUCCUCCAGGACUACGGAGCUGCCAGCUGCCGAUCCUUUUGCUUUAGCACCAUUUCCUUCAAAAUCAGGCAAGCAGAAACCUUAAGAGCAAUACCUGAGCCUUAGGCCUCUCUCUCUACCCCACCCUGAAUAACCCAACACAACACUCCCAGCUGAGCCUUCCUAACAAGAAGUAUAUCAGUUACCAUCUUUCAGUUCCCUGGGUUAGAGCAGAAUGUUAGUCAACAAACUCGAGUGCAAAACCCCUUUGAGUGUGCUCAUUUCUUUUGUUUAUAUUGAUUUCUGGACUUUCAGGCAUUUCCAUGUUCACCUCUACCCAGAACGUGACCCCCCCAACCCCCGCAGAAACUAUUUAAAUCCAGAAACACUUCACGAACCCAACCCCAAAGGGGCCAUGUUACCACUAGUUCUAAUUCCUGCAAUCCUGUUGUGAGUCGUGUCCAUUGAGGAAUCAAGAUCAGUCCUGCCAGGACUUGAUUUAAUACUCUUAAAAAGGCGAUAUUUCUGGAAAGAGAUGCAAGAUGAAAAUCCUGCGUUUCAAGAGGAAGUGUAAUCCUACAGAUAUAGUCAUUCCUGUAAAACCAGCAGCUCUAGGAUUCUCUGCAUCUGUCUCCGAGUCUGCUCCAGCCAGGCCAGCCCUCGUGCAUAUGUGCCUGUGGGUGUUCAAUGUGUGUCAGAUCUUUUCCUGUCUAGAAGUGCAAACAGACGAGGUAUCUGCGCUCGUAUCUCAUGGUGUUGAGCCUUCCCUGCAUCCAUGCAGCUUUGUAAAUUAGUGAGUGCGCAGGUUGGGUGUGUGCUCACACGCAUGCAUGUGCUCACGGGAAGCAUUUUUUCUUUAGGAUAAUCCUGUCCCUCCAGGCCUACCUCCACAAUCACUCAUUUGCUGGCAUUUGUCUCCUGUACUAACUUACUCCAACCCUUUUGUUACUUAGUUUUUUUCUCACGUGAAAUUGAUUUCAUUGGCAGGUGUAGGAAAAUCCUGCUGAGGCAGGUGUCAGGGCAGGUUUCAGAGUAGAGUUCCUUUUCUCCCCAAUUUGCUCUUUGUGAUUAACAAAUUCCAUUUACCUGAUCAUGAAAAAUUAAUUGUCUACAUUUCCCCUCAGAACAAUAUAAAAGAGUACCUUGUUACAGUUUCAACCAGUGGGUAUAUGGUCUUAGUAAUUUUUAAAAGUACUUAAAAACCUGGGUCUGAGCAUUCCAUGUUGUCUUCAUGGAAUUAAUUAAUGAUGAGAGUAGGCUGCAAACUAGAUUUGCUUAUUUGUUUGUUCCAAAUCCUUACCAUCUUUCUCUACUGCUUCUUGAGGAAAUAUAAAUCUGAGACUGUAAAUAAGUUUGUAUGGGAGAAUGGAAAGGAGCUGCAUCUGUUAGCCACGAAAACCUUUAUUCUCCCUCCUCCUUAGAUGUUGUUGAAGUCAGCCAGGUAGAUGACUGACUUGUGUUUUUGAAAUGUCUUCUCUUUCUGGAAAGGUCUGACUCAUUCCUAGCUGUUUUCCUACCCUUUAUUAUUAGUGCCUUAAAAUGAAAUUUAUGUCUCAAUGGGAAGACUUCUGUUGAGGAAAUUCAGCUUAAUGGGAAGAGUUGCUACACCAUGUUUCAGUGUGAAAGCUUCUGUGACUUACAGUAAAUGUUAGGGAGUUUUUUCCCAUUAGCUGGAGAAAUCGAGGGAGUUGCUUACCAAACAAGAUGAAUGAUUUAAGAUUUCCUGGAAAUUCAGCCAAGAAUCAAGCCUGAAGGUCAAAUUCUAUUGCAGUUGAUGAGGUGUGAUAGUCUUAAAUUUAAAGUUCAUGGGUCUUGGCAGUAAACUAUAAAUAGCUGCUUUUUAAGACUUUCCCUGUGCUUGUCUCCACCUAUUUCAAAUGUCCAGAUUAAAAGAUAAAUAAUGGUACUGAUUCAGGGCUGCCAGCUAUGGUUUUCCAUCAGAGGUUCCUUUGUGCCAGAAACGAAUGUCUUUCACUGUGUUAGAUGCUAAAUGUUCAUUCUAAGAGGUUUCUUUCUCCCAGUGAUCAUCUUUGACUUUUCUGUGUAAUAGUGGGUACAAAAUUAUCUUUCAAGUUGAGUGAAUAGUUUUAGCUAAUGCAUAUGGAAUUUUGCACCUCAAACCCUUCCCUUUGACAUUAUCAAUUAAAGCUUUCAAAGGCAGGAGCCAAGAGGAUAGAAAUACUCAGGAGAGUUUUCACCCCAAAUCAGAAACUUCAAAAGAAAAAGGUCCCAAUUCACUCUUCCAAGUAUUCAGGAUUACCUCUAUAAUAGCCCUGCAAAAUGUUUUUCCCUUGGUUAUUUGAUCACAUCCUCCUAAUCAAGUAGCCAUUUUAGUUCUCAAAGAUAAAAUCAAUAAAGUGAUGGUGAUUUUUGUUAUGUAGUUGAAUCAUUUGUCAAGCAUAGACUUGUAACCUGUUUGUAGUCUCAUAGAGACCGAUGAUGGUUGGAGACUCUAAAGACCUUCUUUGGUCAAGAAACAUAAACACAAAUUACUGUUGUAUUUUUAGUGAUACAUGAAAAUGUUUUGACUAAACAUUUUUAGUCAAAGCAUUUUGACUAAGUGCUUUAAGUCAAAACAUUUGGGAGGACAUUAAUUAUUAGCUAAUAACUAGUGAAUUCAGCAGUGAUCUUUGGGUCAUAUAGGGUAAAUGCACUGUUGAAAGAUAAAAUAUUCUUGCCAGAGGCCAGCCUGAAUCUGGAAAUCUGGAAAAUUUAUUUUUAAGGGAAUCAGGAGUGCUCAGGGAGCUUUGAAUUGAAUUAGUAGUGAAUGCAUGUUUCCAGCAACUACACUGCAAUAGGUUAACAUUAAAGAGAAAAAGGAAAUAUAUAGUCAACAAAAUACUGCACUUCUUGUUUUGGUUUAUUUCGUAUGGUAUGUGCUUUACACGUCUGAUAGGCAAUGCAGGUGCAUGUUACCGUCCACUUCAGUGGAGUGCAGUGAGCCAGAAUGUAUUUUGAAUAAAGCAUUGAAUCCCAACAUGCACUGAUGAACUCUUAAAUAAUUCACAUUAAUUGACUAACGGGCACUAUUGAAAUAAUGAAUUUUCUUACGUGUGGUGAAAAAUAUUUAGCAUAUCUGUUCCUUGGGCUCACACAUAGCCCUGAGCUCCAAAUCCUUGUUAGACUGGGAAAUGGAAUGAACAACAUUUAUUGCUAAAGCAGAUGCUUGGCAGGACCUAAGGGGAUCUAGGUCAUAAACUCUUUCAUUUUGGGCCCACUCGUUGAGUUUAAAUUUUCAUAUGUAUAGGCUAGUGAGUAUGUGUUUAUAUGCCCAUAUUCUGAGUUUAAUUUGGCAACCAAGAUAUUUGUUUCUAAACUUCAAGGAAAAAUACCAGUAUAAUAUAAUUUAAGUUUUAGAGUACAUGUAUAUGAAUGUUUUCAGCAUGUGUAUAUGAUGUUCAACAGACAUUUCACUGAUUUCAGUUUAUUUAAAAUAAGUGUAACUACCAGAGUGAUCUGACAAUAGAAAUUCAAUCAUGCUGUAUUUGAUUACAUAAAGAAAAAUCAUCAAAACCUAGAUUCUAUAGUAUGUAUGAAUUAUAUCAAAUAGGAAACUUUAUUAUAUAGGAAACUAAAGAAGGGUGAGAUCAAACUCUCUAACAGGAAGGAUACAAUUUAAAAUGGAGUCACUUAGUUCCCUUUAAUAAAUGUCAUUCUGUGUCUUUGGAUUGGAAUUGGAGAACAUAUGCCAGUCACUGUGGAAUGGCUGCUGUCUACACAGAUGCAGUUUUUGAAAAAAAAAAACUGCGAAACAUUCUGAAAAAUUUGGAAUCCAGAUUACUUUGAUUUAAGGGCCAUAGGAGAGCCACUGAAAGGUCCACGGCUUCUAAGGAGUUAGGAGCACCUUGUAAAACCUCACAGCCACCGCCGAGUUCUGAUCCUCCAAUCCUGCCUGAUGGAGUAAACAUGAAGAUAUUAAAUGAAAUCAUGUAAUAUAAAAUCUUAGUUUUUUCGAUGCCUUUGUCAACUGCUACUUGUAGUUUAUUGGGGUUUUUUGUUUGUUUUUGUUCCUUUUUGUGUUCAAGGACACUUGCAAACUUGUGACUUACGAAGUUCACUUGAGGAAUUUCGAAAUGCUUGAAAAUAAAAAGUAGUGUCCGGUUGGGAA